Molecule: messenger RNA, 564 nt
Organism: Closterium sp. Naga37s-1
Lineage: Eukaryota; Viridiplantae; Streptophyta; Zygnematophyceae; Desmidiales; Closteriaceae
Source: the annotation of a GenBank genome assembly
AUGACCACGCUACAGGGACCGCACGGUCAAGACAGCAGCCGCGGGGAGGGACACCGCGCGGAGGGCUCCAGGCGGCAGGACCAAGGGACACUGGACGAGGGCGCUCGCUAUGCAGAGGCGUCCAGAUCACACGGAAGGGGGUCACAGGGCGGAGCGUGGGUCACAGGAGCAGCGCGGCCAGCAGCCGGGGGAGCACAGCAGCGCAAUGCGCUCGCCGGGCCGGCAGAGGCGGAGAGAGAAGCGGGACAACAGCGGGUCCCGCUCGCCCGACUGGCGCCACGCGCGGAAGGGAGAACGCGGAGGGGGGAGGCUCUCACCGGAGCGCCGCCAGCAGCGCAGCAGGAGGGAGGACGCCUGGUCGCCGUCGCCAGAAGGGCGGCCGCGGCGCGAGACGAGCAGAUGGGAGGAGCGGGAGGUGCGCGGGCCGCCGACGCCACAGUGGGGACGGGCGGAAGGGUGGGGAGGAUCGAGGGAGAGGCGGUACGAGUCAGGAGGAAGUCGCCAGGAGGGCAUAACAGAGGGCGGAACACUGGCGCAGGGGGCAGAGCGGGCGCGGGAAGCUAG